Sabethes cyaneus is the source of this 1683-nucleotide messenger RNA. RefSeq names its product pickpocket protein 28-like. Lineage: Eukaryota; Metazoa; Arthropoda; Insecta; Diptera; Culicidae. Gene Ontology annotation, biological process: sodium ion transmembrane transport. The record is from RefSeq and is a predicted model, not a curated record. Gene Ontology annotation, cellular component: membrane. The transcript has 6 exons. The coding region runs from base 1 to 1683 and encodes 560 amino acids. Gene Ontology annotation, molecular function: ligand-gated sodium channel activity.
AUGCUGUACCAAAGCGACUCCCGUUCGGUGAGUAACUUCGAACUGAAGGCUAUCAGUGCGCUGGACGACCGGAGGUGGUACCGUGGAUUGAAGUCCCUAUUUCUGGAGUACUGCUCGAACAGUACCAUUCACGGAGUUAAAUAUUUUGCCUGCAAGCGGCGAACGGUUUUCGAAAAAAUCUGGUGGAUCGUAGUUUUCUUUCUCUCGUUGUACGGCUGUGGUCGGUUGAUACAGAAUAUUUACCGGAAGUGGGAUCAAACGCCGGUGAUUGUAAGCUUUAACGAGAAGAGUACUCCGAUUUGGCAAAUUCCUUUCCCGGCCGUGACGAUUUGUCCGGAGACAAAGGCUAAAUCGCAGUAUUUGAACCUGACCACUUCUUACCACAUGUUGCUGAACGACACCGAACGGGAGAGUAUGGACGAGGAAAGCUUCGAUCGACUACGGGCUGUCGCUCAGGUGUGUGACGCUCAUAUUUUCAACAAUAUGUCCCUGAAUCAGGAGUUUGACCGCGAUUGUGUUGAGUGGCUGCGGAAUGUUUCCGUUUCCGCCAGUGAGAUGCUUAUGUUUUGCAGUUGGCGUAAUAAUCCGUCCUACUGCGAUGAUUUUUUCACCGAAACACUAACCGAAGAAGGCCUUUGCUAUACGUUCAAUUCGCUCGGAGCAGAUGACUUGCUUCGGCAAGAGGUCUUACAGAAGGAUUACCCCUACGUUACGGCCAACAGGUCUUCUCCACAGUGGACACUGGAAAACGGCUACCGGGAUGAUGCCGACAUUGAUACCUAUCCGGUGAGAGUGCUCGGUGCCGGAGCACGGGGAGGACUGAACAUUCUUUUGCGGUUGUACGAGUACGAUUUGGAUUAUCUUUGCCGGGGCCCCGUUCAGGGUUUUAAAAUCUUGUUGCAUACCAGCAGUGAGUACCCACAGGUAUCCAAGCAAUAUUUUCGUGUUCCUCUGCAUCAAGAAGUGAUUAUCUCGGUAAAGCCCCAGAUGAUAACCACUUCCGAUGGUUUACGUGAUUACGCUCCGCAUCGCCGCCAGUGCUACUUCAAUCACGAGCGCCGGCUGAAGUACUUUCAGGUGUACACGCAGGCGAACUGCAAGCUGGAAUGCGUCACCAACUAUACGCUGCAUCUGUGCGGGUGUGUCAAGUUCUCGAUGCCACGCGACGCCGAUACGGAGGUUUGCGGAGCCAGCAAAAUUCAGUGCUACAACGAGGCCGAGGAUGAGCUGGCCGGCGAGGAGGUCCGGUCCAGCGUCGACAAACGGAACAACCUGCAGAGCAAGUGUAACUGUUUGCCGGCUUGCACUUCGGUGCAGUAUGACGCAGAAAUUUCCCAGGCCGACUUCGAUUGGAUGAAUCUGUUUCGGGCGUAUAAAAGCCCAUUGGAUGAAUUUCCUGGCAUUCAGUUGGCCCGGUUGACAAUUUAUUUUAAAGAAGCACAGUUUAUAACCUCCAAACGGAGUGAGCUGUAUGGUGUGACGGAUUUCCUAGCCAACUGUGGUGGUUUGCUGGGUCUGUUUAUGGGUGUUAGCCUGCUGAGCUUGGCUGAGAUAAUCUACUUCUGCUCGAUUCGUCCGUUUACUAUAUUGCGCAUGAAUCGAAUCAAGCACAGCAACCAGCCGGCCGGUGUCCUGCCAUUCGCUCCGCCGGUGUUCGAAAUUGAGAAACCAAAGGACAGCUAA